AUGUAUUUUUUUUUUAAAAGAGAGCACUUGGUAAUUAUGUAGAAUGAUGGUUUACCCAUUAAUAGAAUUUCGGGAAAGUUGAUUUGUUUUUUGGUAUUAAUAGUUAUUCCUCUAAUGAAAUUUGUGAUUAUCUGGUAGCUGUUUAUUUUUAAGGAGUUGACCUGAAGUUGUAGAGGUGUGCUAAAACUGAAAAGGAGGGUUGUGAAUUUGGAGGUACAAGUACAGGAUGCAGUAACUCAGCAGAACGUGAUCCUCUGAGAAUGAAUGUUAUACAGCCAUCUCAUGAUAUAAAGGAAGAAGUGACUGCAUGCCCUGUUGAUGUCAAGGAAGAAAUUCCAGAAACCCUCAAUGAUGUAAAGCAAGACGUGACCGUAAAGCAGGGGAAAUAUGUGGAAAGCUUUCCGGUCUUCUCUUUCAGUAUCCCAGUGAAACAGCUGCUACAUGUCAGUGAUGAAUUUUCUUCCAGUGAUGCUGCAGAAGGAGAAGUUGGUGACAAAAAGCACCUUAAUGCAACUCCAAGUGACUGUAGUAUUUCCAGAGAACAUUCAUUACUGAUGGAAACAUAUGCAGGACUUCUGACUACUGACGUUAAGAAGGAAAAGGAAGAAAUGCCCAUUUGUAUGAAGGAGGAAGGGAAUGAACAGCGUGGAGAAUAUCCUCAAGUUGCAUCUAGCAGAAUUCGUGGCACUGUGUCUUUACCUGCCUGGAGUAAAGUUGCCAGAAAUAGGUCUGUUGGGGUAUUAAAGUCAGAGUUUGGUAUGAACAGCACAUCUGCAUCCUCGUCUGUUAAACUUACUAGGAUUAGAUCAUUCCUGAAGCCAAAGUCUGAACCAGGAGUCUCUUCUACUUUGUCUUUGUCAUCCAAUUGGGUUAAGCCUAGUAAGACUGAAUUGCCUGAAAACUCUAGCUCAGGGAAAGAAAUAUGCACCCCUUUACCAUCAUUGCUGUCUUCAUCAAAUGACCCAGCCAGGUAUGGAUCAUCUGAGAAGUCAAACUCAGAACCUGCCCCCAGGUUUGCAGAUUAUAUGAAGGAUCAGCUAUCGGAACUUAUUGCCCACCAGGAGAGCCUCAUAGGAGAGAUGAGUUUUAAAUGUACUACGUGUGAAAAGAGUUUUCCUGACCAGUUUACUUUUAUCAAACAUAAAUUUAGAGAACACCGACAAAUUCACAAAGCAGGGAGCUGUCAAACAACAGAGGUGCAGUAUAAAUCAGACCCCAAUGAGAAAUUGUUCACACGACUGAGUAGCCUCUCUUUCAAUAAGCAUUUGCUGCCUAAGCAAAACUUCAGCUCAAGUAAUGUGGAUAAUUCAGCACAGAAAAUGUUUGCAUGUUGUGUUUGUGCCGAAUGUUUUCCAGACAGAUCCGGUCUUAGCAAACAUCUGCUAACACACCCUGAUCUUGAGGAGAAACCGUAUAACUGUACUGAAUGUGACAAAAGUUUUCUAAAGAAGCAUUGUCUAUUAAAACAUGCAAGGGUGCAUGCUGAAGAAGACUUGGAGAAAUUAAAAACAGGCGACAGCCCUUUUCAGUGCUUCGAAUGUGGAAAAUGGUUCACAAGGAGAUCAAAAUUUAAUGUACAUAAAACCAUUCAUAUGGACAGUAUGCCUUACAAAUGUUUUAUUUGUGAAAAAGGUUUCAUAACAAGAACAGAAAUGAAGAAGCAUAAAUGGGUUCAUGUUAAAGAGAAACCUUAUAAAUGUGCUAAAUGUGGGAAGAGUUUUUCAGUCAGGUAUACAUUUAUAAAUCAUAAACGGAUGCAUUCAGGUGAGAAGACAGCUGCAUGUAGCAUAUGUGGGAAAAGUUAUGUAACAGUGAAAGGUUUAUUAAGUCAUCUCAGGAUUCAUGCUGGAAAAGCACCACACAGCUGCAGGAUUUGUGGGAAGUCGUUCCUGUUUAGGUCAUAUCUUGCUCAACAUAGAAAGGUUCAUAGAGGAGAAAAGCCAUUUAAAUGUACUGAGUGUGGCAAAAACUUUAGGGCAAAAUGUGCAUUAAAAAGUCAUGAAAAGGCACACAGUGGAGAAAUUACCCCAGCUGUGAAAUAUUUCAUAUGUACUGACUGUGGAAAGAGCUUCACAUCGUAUUGCAAACUGCUAAUCCAUAAAAAGAAACAUACAGGUGGCAUUAAUGGUGCAGAAAUUAGCACUUCUGGCUAACAUCAAAGACUGAAGCAAUACUAAUUUCAUGAACUUUAAUCAUACCCUGACUUAAGAAUUUGUCCAUUUCCAUCAUGGUAUUAAAAACUGAAAAAAUGUGGAGAAAUUAAACCAUGAGAAGCCGUUUGUUUGCUGCCUGUGAAAAAAGCUUGAGGCAGAACAGCUUCUCUUGUUACCUAUGCAUACGUAAAAGAGAGAGAAAUCUUAAAAAUGCACUGUGUACAAAUACAGUUUUAGCUCUAAAUCAUGUCUGACUCAGCACCACUCUGGAUGGUUACAGCUUAAUUUGCAGAAACCAGCCAUGUUUAAAGACCUCUCAUCUACUUUUUGUGGAUGAUUUCAAAUUGUGUAGUUCAUCAGAUGAUGAUAUGAAAGUACUAUUGCAAAUGGUUAACUCUUUCUAGAAUGACAUUUGUUUUGAUAAAUAUGCAUAAACAACAUUUAUGAAAGGAAAGCUGCAGCACCAAGAAAGUAUCAGCCUGGUACAGGAAUGUGAUAUAAAGGAGAUGAAGGGUUAGAAAUAAAACAUUAAAAAAUGAGAACAAAGCUUUGUUAGGCAUACUACAGAAGACUAAAGCUAAUAUACUGAAAAUUACCUUUAUAUCUAAGAAUAAAGUCAAAACUAUAAAUCAGUUUACUUGCUCUUCCUGUUCUAACUUACAGCUUUGGGUGUGACUGACUGGCCCAAACAGCAUUGAAUCAGUCGGACAAGAAAGCAAGAAAAAUGUUUCAGGCGUAUCAAAUGGUAUAUAAAGUGAGUGCACACCAAGAUUGUAUAUUCUUUGAUCUGAAGACAGUAUGGGCCACCUUGAAAUUGACUACAUUUAUAAGUUUGCACUUGUGGAGCUACUUAUAUAUUUGCUGACUUCAUCAGAUCCAAACGUAGAUUCUAAAGCAUGAAGAGAAGAAGUUUGAGGUGACACAUUUUGGAGAUGAGUGGGAAUAGAAAUCAAAUCAAAAUUAAAUGAGAAUCGAAUCACAAUUGAAAGUGCCAAAAAAUAAAAAGAAUUUAAAGAAAAAAAAUGAGAAGGAAAAAAAUGUCAAGCCCAUAAAUACAAUGAAAAGUAAAGAAAACUCUAGAACAACUACAUGUUGACCAAGAAUUGACAGAAAUGGUUGCGAAGAGAUGAAUUUAAGCCAAAAGAAGAAAGGCUAAUAAUGCAGACCCAAGCUAGUGGGCAAUGUACACACUGAUUCACAAAGCAGGUUGAACAUGUGGGGAAAACAACUGGAAACAGUUGCACAUGUCAUUGCCAGGUACUCAUGGCUGUGGAACUGUAUACUGAAAGGCACAGUGAUGUAGCAAGACUAUUGCACUGGGGAUUGGGCAAACAUUACAAUACAGAAGAAGAGAGAAGCAUUAAAUACAUGAAGUGCAAGUGUUAUUAACAGUGAUGAAGUUUGGAUCACAUGGGAUCACCCAGUACCAGUAGCUGAGAAAAUAAAUGUAAGUAAACCAGAUAUAAUAACCCAACAAAAAAUAAUCACUGAAACUGCUACACCUAUCAAUUAGUGUCUUGUGUACAGAGAAAGAUGGCCAAAAAAUUCCAGGAUUCACAAGCAGAAAUGAGAACAAUGUGGAAGAAAGAUAUCCAGUCAGUUCUAAUAGUAGUAGUAGGAGUAACAGGGCUGAUAAAAAAUAAUUUACAAUCGUACUUAAAUGUGUUACCAAUACAUGUAACGCCAUAUGAAUUACAGAAGGAAGCAAUUCUAGAUACAUUGUGGUGCAGAGAAGAGCACUCUUGGCUAACAUCAAAGAGUGAAACAAUACCAAUUUUGUGAACUCUAAUUUUACUCUGAGUUAGGAAUGAGGCCUAUUCCCAUCAUGGUAUUAGAAACCAAAAGCAUUUGGGGAAAUUAAGAGGGUUUCCUUUUAAAUGCAUCGAAUGUGGCAAGAGUUUCAAGUAUAAAUCAUGUUCCAUAGACAUUACUGAAGAAUUUAUAGUAAAGAGAAAAAGUGUUAACUUUUGUUGUUUUACAAAAUUUACACAUAGACUAAAACAGUGCAGAAUAGAACUUAAAAUUUAUUUAUAAAUUAAAUUCACAAAAGGAAGCAGAUAUAAGAAGUUUAUAUGGAUUACAAGCUUAUUAAACAUGGAGAAAGACUUGCCUGCUAGUAGCGAAUUACAUCUUUCUGCAAAAGUGAUUUGUGAUAAUUUUUGUUUGUAUAAACUAAUAUUAAAUGAAGAGCUUGGGCAAAUAUGAGAAAUCAUUUCAGCAAUGUAAAAAUGAUGAAGUUGGAAUAAAAUGAUAAGAGAUUCCAUUAACUGGAAAAAUGUA
Protopterus annectens (West African lungfish) is the source of this 4433-nucleotide messenger RNA. RefSeq names its product gastrula zinc finger protein XlCGF26.1-like. Lineage: Eukaryota; Metazoa; Chordata; Ceratodontiformes; Protopteridae. Bases 261 to 2153 code for a protein of 630 amino acids. The transcript has 9 exons. The record is from RefSeq and is a predicted model, not a curated record. Gene Ontology annotation, biological process: negative regulation of transcription by RNA polymerase II. Gene Ontology annotation, molecular function: DNA-binding transcription repressor activity, RNA polymerase II-specific; RNA polymerase II cis-regulatory region sequence-specific DNA binding.